This is a messenger RNA of Aspergillus welwitschiae, 1803 nucleotides long. RefSeq lists its product as uncharacterized. Gene Ontology annotation, biological process: secondary metabolic process. NCBI's taxonomy places the organism in Eukaryota, Fungi, Ascomycota, Eurotiomycetes, Eurotiales, Aspergillaceae. The transcript is spliced from 3 exons. The record is from RefSeq and is a predicted model, not a curated record. Bases 1 to 1803 code for a protein of 600 amino acids. Gene Ontology annotation, molecular function: transferase activity, transferring alkyl or aryl (other than methyl) groups; carboxy-lyase activity; hydrolase activity. Gene Ontology annotation, cellular component: membrane; cytoplasm; cytosol.
AUGAUUAGCACGCCAGAAGCCUUGCUUGCCUUUGUCUGUUGGGUGCCCUUUACGUUCGCCAUUACCUGGGCUACUCUGGGUCCGGCUGUGACGGUGAGCUUCAUACCCGUCUGGGUAUUGAGUGUGAUCUACCCUUUUAUGAAGCGCCUUAUGCCCUUUCCACAAGUUGUUCUUGGGGCAAUCAUAGGAGGCGCGGUGUUUCCAGGUUGGGUGGGUGUUACCGGGGAUCUGGAUCAUCUCGACCAGGCAUUGCCGCUAUUUUUCGCUACAGCCGCAUGGGUUGUCUACUUUGACGUUUUCUAUGCGACACAAGACCUGCCGGACGACAAGAAGGCUGGCGUCAAAUCGCUCGCGGUCUGGAUGGGACCCAAUGUCAAGAUCCUCCUCGCGGGGCUCGGAAUCCUACAGAUUGCCUUCUUCGCCAUGACAGCACUGCGGGCCGAUCUUUCCCUCAUCUUCUGGAUACUGGGAAUUGGAGUGUGGGCCGUCAGUGUGCCAUGGCAUGUCCUGUCCUUGAACCUCAAGGACCGACACUCCGGCGGAUGGGUCUUCAAAGCGAAUAUCAAACUAGGAUUGUAUAUGACGGGAGUCUCUUUAUUGGAACUCGUUCUGUUGAGGGUGCAUCACGCACCCAUGAAAAACCAUCUGCCUCUUACUCGAGCCAGCAGCCCAUCCAUUACCAAUCAAACGUUCGCGAUGGACCGUAUCGACGUACACCAUCACUUUAUCCCCCCCGCUUAUGUUGAGGCAUUCAAGACCACUGGAGGAGAUCCCUCGGGGUGGCAUCUCCCCCAAUGGACGCCGGAAUCCAGUCUCUCGCUGAUGGACUCCCACAACACCCGAACGGCCAUCCUUUCCCUGACUGCGCCGGGCACUUCCAUCCUGGCCCACUCGCCUGGAGCUUCGGCCACCCUCGCCCGAGAAAUUAAUCUUUACGCAGCGAAGGUGCACAAUGAAAAUCCGACCCGUUUCGGCUUCUUCGCGAGUCUACCCCAUCUGACCCCCGACACCAUCCCUGCUGCUAUCGAGGAGGCGAUCUACGCGCUAGAGACCCUACAUGCAGAUGGGAUCACGCUAUACACCCGCUAUACUGGAACCGGCUAUCUUGGGCAUGACGCCUUUGCGCCUCUAUGGGAGGAACUGAACCGCCGCAAGGCCGUCGUGUUCAUCCAUCCGACGAAUACGGCGGCGGACGCUCGGAACCGGUCGAUCCUCGUCAAUCCUGCGCUUCCCCAGCCGAUUAUUGACUACCCGCAUGAGACGUGCAGGACGGCUGUCGAUCUGAUUACGUCUGGCACUAUCUCCCGCAACCCGGAUGUCAAGAUCAUCCUUUCCCAUGGCGGUGGCACAUUGCCUAUCCUUGCGACACGCGCAGCACAUCUUCUUUACGAUGCCAAGUUGACCAGCAUCAGCCCAGAAGACUUUCUGGAGCAGGCACGGAGCUUCUAUUUUGAUCUGGCGUUGUCUGGCAACGAUGAAAACAUGCAGUUACUGGUGGGGAGGAAUGGAUUUGCAAAGGGGGGGCAUGUCUUCUAUGGCAGUGACUUCCCCUAUGCACCGGUCAGUACGAUCAACAAAUAUGUGCGGAUGAUGGAAGGGUUCUCGGUCCAGGGCGAGGAGGUGGAAAAGGCAAUUGCCAGAGAUUCGGCCGUGAAGUUGUUUCCGCGAUUCCAGAUGCCUGCAGACUUACGUGUCGGAAAGACCAAUAAUUGGGGCGCGUUUUCCGCCUGCUUAUUGCUCCCUGUUGGUUUAUCAGCUCUUUAUUCCGUACUACAGUCUCGUGUUCAUACUUAUAGUACCUAG